Messenger RNA from Helobdella robusta, 591 nucleotides. RefSeq lists its product as hypothetical. The transcript has 3 exons. The record is from RefSeq and is a predicted model, not a curated record. The coding region runs from base 1 to 591 and encodes 196 amino acids. Lineage: Eukaryota; Metazoa; Annelida; Clitellata; Rhynchobdellida; Glossiphoniidae.
AUGGAAAGAAAAAAUACACCUGUUAAAGACGCCGCCAAGACAAAACGCAGCACGAAAUAUGAUGUGUGCAAGCACGUUCAAACGUACGCACACGCUUCAAUACCCGUUCUUAAAGAGCCCUCGGGAAUUUCCGCGUUGGAUGGAAAACGUCCGGAUGGCUGCACGUUGAUUCCUUGGAGAGCCGGUAGAUGCCUGGCGUGGGACGUAACCGUUCCGGGCACAUUAGCGGAACGGUACGUGCACUUAACCAGCAAAGAAAGUGGUUUGGCCGCAACCAGGGCAUCGGAUGAAAAGUUUAAAAAAUAUGAAGGUGCCCUGCCCUCGAUGGAUUUUUUACCUGUUUGCAUCGAGGUUCUUGGCCCGAUGGACAACAACACUUCAAUAUUUUUUAAAAAGAUUUGCAAAAUGAUAAGUGGCAGGUCUGGCGACAGCAGAGAGCUAUUUUUCGCCAUGAAUCAUAUAUCUUGUUUGCUGCAAAGGUUUUUGCGCGUCUGUGUUACCGAAAAUGUUCAAUUAAACGCCGACAGCUACAUAACGGGCGGGAAUGAGUUAAAAAAUAGGAAAUGGGAAUUUUCGGGAACGUUGUCAUGA